AUGACCGGAAGACCCCCCUCUUUCAGUAGUGCUGCUCGGUUUCAGGUGGAUGAGAAAAGGGAGCCUUUGAAAAGCAAGAGCAACGAAGGGCAGAGCACCGAAAAGGCAUCUGGGAAGAAAAAAGGCCUGCAAAGCUAUGAAGAGCAGGCAGAGAAGCGGCGGGUGCUGUGCCCCCAAGCCCUGCCUGAAGCUCCUUUGCCGAGAGAGCGAGUGGUCCCAGCCUCGCUGGCCCAGGAGCUGCCCCAAGCCAUGCUGCGGAUGGACAUGGCCCUGGAACGCGAGUACGCCCUCGACAUCUUCAGCAACCUGAUGCAGAAGCAGCCGUCCUAUGCCUUCCAGGGCUUUGACCUGCCACGGUCAGUGACGGUGGAGAUGAGAGCCCUUCUGGUGGACUGGCUGGUGCAAGUGCAUGAGUAUCUGAAUCUGGCUGAUGAGACCCUCCACCUGGCCGUCCAUCUCAUGAACUCCUAUAUGAAAACAAGCCAUGUCAGGAUCCCUCACCUGCAGCUCCUCAGUGCCACCUGCCUCUUUCUGGCAUGCAAACUGGAGGAACACACCUGUCCAGAGCCAGCCCAGCUGUGCUUCAUGAUGGAAAACUCCUGCACCCGAAAGGAUCUCCUGCGAAUGGAACGCAAAAUCCUGGCCCGGCUCAGGUUUGAGCUGCACUACGCCAACCCCAUCCACCUGUCCCGCCUCCUGGCAGAAGCGGCUCAUUGCACCUUGGAGGUCCAGUUCUUGGCCCUCUAUUUCCUGGAAUCUUCUCUGCUGGAGGUGGACUGCCUGUGCUUUGAGCCCGCUCAGUUGUCCUUUGCGGCUUUGUCUCUGGCACACCGGCUGACAUGUGAAGCCAGAAUCAAAGACAUGGAUGCACUUCAGGAACAUGUUCCAAAGUUCCAUGUGUACAGUGAGGCUGAGCUGUCGGCUGUCUUUCCAUACAUGGCCAAGGCGGUUUUGCAGGGGGGCAAUGCCUCCCUUCGUGCCAUCUUCCUGAAAUACUCCAGGCCACAGAAGCUUUGUGUCAGCACCAACCCUGCCAUUGCUGCCUCUAAGUUCCUGAGCCACUUCCUGAGGGAUCCCACCCCAUGAAGGAGCAGGAUGCUGGGGUGAUGUUUGA
Molecule: messenger RNA, 1114 nt
Organism: Crotalus tigris (Tiger rattlesnake)
Lineage: Eukaryota; Metazoa; Chordata; Lepidosauria; Squamata; Viperidae
Gene: CCNP
Product: cyclin P
Exons: 9
Coding region: 1-1086 (361 amino acids)
Biological process (GO): regulation of cyclin-dependent protein serine/threonine kinase activity; mitotic cell cycle phase transition
Cellular component (GO): nucleus; centrosome; cyclin-dependent protein kinase holoenzyme complex
Molecular function (GO): cyclin-dependent protein serine/threonine kinase regulator activity
Source: RefSeq, a predicted model, not a curated record